Messenger RNA from Amphimedon queenslandica, 854 nucleotides. RefSeq lists its product as uncharacterized. The coding region runs from base 44 to 748 and encodes 234 amino acids. Lineage: Eukaryota; Metazoa; Porifera; Demospongiae; Haplosclerida; Niphatidae. The record is from RefSeq and is a predicted model, not a curated record. The transcript is spliced from 3 exons.
UCUAGAAUCACAUUACCACACCCCCAGAGAACCAAAAUUCAAAAUGGCGUCCAAGAAGUCACCAGAAUACAGGACUCUAAGAGAGCACUUUCACGACAUUUGUGACGCCCUUAGUCAGGUCCCCAACUCCAUAUCUCCUUUGGCUAAUGAUUUAUGUGCUGCUAGUAUCAUUUCAACGACUACCAGGACAGCUGUCACUGCUAUAAGAGGCGUGGCUCCUUAUGACCUAGCUUCACAACUGAUCAGUGCUGUUCACGUCACUGUUGAAUACAGCCCAAACAAAUUCUACACUUUAGUCGAGAAACUCAACGUUCACGGCUUUAAUGAGCUAGCACAAAUGUUGUACGAGAAAUGUGAGGCAUCAGGUGGGAGGGCCGCUCCUUCAGCCAGUGGAGAAGACGUCGGAGAAACUCCGCCCACAUCAAACAACACAAUUGACUUCAACCACCCGUCACUCCAGACAGGACCUUCCUUCCGGGAUCUGUCUAAUCUCGUAGCUGCUAGGAUACCCAACAAAUGGAGGGACCUUGGGCUCCAGCUGGGUCUACGAGUCUCAGAGCUUGACGGUAUAUAUGAUAGGCGGAACAGAGUACCCAGCCAUUGCUAUAUGGACGUGUUUGAGUUGUGGGAGAAAGGGGCAAUGCCGUAUACAUGGGUUACACUUCUUCAAGGACUCUCUUCUCCUUUUGUUAAUGAAACCGGCCUAGCCAUUGAGAUUAGUCAAGAAAUUAUUAGAAGGAACAAUUAGUUGAUUUUAAUUUCGUUGUUGUUAUUGUUGUUGUUUUUUAAUUUUUUGUUUUUGUUGUUCCUUUGUUAAGGAGUUUUUGUUAUGACAAGCUGUGGUACAAAUGAUA